Messenger RNA from Dendronephthya gigantea, 1003 nucleotides. RefSeq names its product enkurin-like. Gene Ontology annotation, molecular function: calmodulin binding. NCBI's taxonomy places the organism in Eukaryota, Metazoa, Cnidaria, Anthozoa, Malacalcyonacea, Nephtheidae. The record is from RefSeq and is a predicted model, not a curated record. Bases 125 to 934 code for a protein of 269 amino acids. The transcript is spliced from 5 exons. Gene Ontology annotation, cellular component: acrosomal vesicle.
CUGGUGUUUCUAUAUAAAGGAAGACGCUUUGAACGUUGACCAGUUUACACGUUUAUACAGCAACAACAAGUUACGAAUUGAUUUUUAUGUCUGAAGAAGUUCUAUAGUACAUUUUUAUCCAACAAUGUCUACCGCGUUAGCAAUGGGAUAUUAUGGAGCAAGAAAUCAUCAACAAGAAGAAAGCAUUUACAAUCUUAUUCCAACAAUCCCACCGACCGAAGCAAAGCCACCAAGGUACAAGUCAAAGUUUGCUCAAACUGUCCGCUAUGAUAUAAAGAAUAACAAAACUAAUGCAAAGACUAUGGGUCCAGCCAAGGUUCAACUUUCAAAACCUAAAGAAUUUCUGGAAAAGCAUUCCAAGGAUAAAAUUAUACCAGAAGGAAAAUCUCAAUUCCGAUAUCCUGAUGCAGACAGCAGAAAACCAGCAGUGCCAAAACAUACGGAAAAACCAUCAAUCAUGGCGGUUAAAUCAAACAAGAAUUUUGUAACUACAAAUGCUGUUGAGAAUAUCAUGUCUAUACCUAAAAAGCCAGAAAAGAAAUACGCUGAUACAAAGAUGGGAGCAACACAUCAGCUGGAACCCUCAGGACUGACUCCAAAAUACAGAAACAAGAAAGAUUUUGGCAAGACACCAGAGUAUCUAGAAAAAAGGAAAAAAGAAAUCGAACAAGCCCAGAUUGAAUAUGACACAUAUAUUAGAGAGAGAUUUAGACAAGGAGCUAUGAAACAAUUAUCUGAAAAUGAAAGGGAAUCUAUAAUUGAUGGAUUGAAAACAAACUGGGAAGAGCUACAUCAUCAAUACCAAGGACUAUCGGUUGUCACAGAUACAGCACCAAAGAAAGCAAGAAAAGAAAGUCUUGAAGCUCAAAUGAAACAAUUGGAAAGAGAUAUUGAGACGAUGGAGAAACAUAAAGUCAUAUAUAUUGCAUCUUAACUGGAUAAAAACAAAGCAAACAAAUAUGGAUAUUAUUUUAGUAAUAGAUUGUCAUUCACUUUGAAUACA